AUGGGGUUCGAUGAUAAAAAAGGUAUGGACAUUGCCUAUGAAGAGGCUGUCAAAGGUUAUGAAGAAGGUGGUGUUCCAAUUGGUGGUUGUUUAAUUAAAGAAGAUGGUACUGUCUUAGGAUCUGGUCAUAAUAUGAGAUUUCAAAAAGAUUCAGCAACUUUACAUGGUGAAAUCUCAACUUUAGAAAAUUGUGGUAGACUAAAAGGUAAUGUCUAUAAAGACUGUACUAUGUACACCACAUUAUCCCCAUGUGAUAUGUGUACUGGUGCUAUUAUUAUGUAUGGUAUCAAAAGAGUCGUUAUGGGAGAAAAUGAUACUUUUGUCGGUGGUGAGGAUUACUUGAGACAAAGAGGUAUUGAAGUUGUCAAUUUGAAUGAACAAAGAUGUAAAGAUAUCAUGAAUAAAUUCAUCAAAGAAAGACCACAAGAUUGGAAUGAAGAUAUUGGUACUGAAUAA
This is a messenger RNA of Hansenula anomala, 456 nucleotides long. RefSeq names its product cytosine deaminase (gene FCY1). Gene Ontology annotation, cellular component: cytoplasm; nucleus. The transcript is spliced from 4 exons. Lineage: Eukaryota; Fungi; Ascomycota; Saccharomycetes; Phaffomycetales; Wickerhamomycetaceae. The coding region runs from base 1 to 456 and encodes 151 amino acids. The record is from RefSeq and is a predicted model, not a curated record. Gene Ontology annotation, molecular function: zinc ion binding; diaminohydroxyphosphoribosylaminopyrimidine deaminase activity.